UAUCACUCUCGGAAACAUCGCCCGUUUCGACGAUGUAGCGGCUAUAUGGCAUGUCAUGCACAGUGCCGCCGCUGCAACUAUCAUCCUCGGAAGCAUCACUCAAUUGGAAUUUGGAGCAAAGGCCAUCACUUAGCUGAUUAGUUUCGAGUGAUUGUUGUCGUCUAUAUACAUCUUUGCGCUGCGUAUUGCCAAUGUGACCUCAUCAUCUCAUUCUGACCUGAUCUGUCCAAUCAGAGCACCAAAAUCGAUUCAACAUCAUUGCCGUUUACAAAAUGUAAGAGUCCUCAAAACAACAGAGAGAAAAAUGGACAUGAAUAAUCAGAUGUACCGGCCCAAAAAUUACUAUGCGUCAAGCAAGCUUUCCAUGAACGACGGCAGUUCGAGCGGCUCUGUUCCGCCCCAUGUGUCCGGGAUGCUCUCUAGAGAACAGGCUUGUGAAGCUCUGUUGCACCCGAAGGAGCGUCUAUGUAUGGGUCCAUUCUCGUCCUGGGAUGACUCUGGUCUUCUUGGGACAAUUUUAACAGCGUGAGAGCAGGAAGGCAGAACAGAACGACUGCCCCCACCGAAUUCAAGUUUUAACCCACGUGAAUCCUUU
This is a messenger RNA of Puccinia graminis f. sp. tritici CRL 75-36-700-3, 595 nucleotides long. RefSeq lists its product as uncharacterized. Lineage: Eukaryota; Fungi; Basidiomycota; Pucciniomycetes; Pucciniales; Pucciniaceae. The transcript is spliced from 2 exons. The record is from RefSeq and is a predicted model, not a curated record. Bases 305 to 529 code for a protein of 74 amino acids.